This is a messenger RNA of Branchiostoma floridae (Florida lancelet), 1410 nucleotides long. RefSeq lists its product as uncharacterized. Gene Ontology annotation, cellular component: membrane. The record is from RefSeq and is a predicted model, not a curated record. Lineage: Eukaryota; Metazoa; Chordata; Leptocardii; Amphioxiformes; Branchiostomatidae. The transcript has 10 exons. Gene Ontology annotation, biological process: immune response. The coding region runs from base 1 to 1113 and encodes 370 amino acids. Gene Ontology annotation, molecular function: receptor ligand activity; tumor necrosis factor receptor binding.
AUGGCGGACUCUCACAGCUCCCCAUGCCACUGCGCCCAUGCCGCGCAGAAGCUGGCCGUCUUCGCCGCCUCCAUCGCCAUUUUCUCGCUCCUGUGGGUCGCCUGCGCCACCGUGUACGUCGUCUACGUCCAGCACGAGUUCGACCGGCAGCUGGCGGAGGUUCGCCUCGGCUGUACCCCUCCUGACACCCCGCCGGUGCCGACUGGACCGCUCCCCGACGUGGCGGCCUCCUGGGAUGUCGAGCGCGGGAACCGCGAAGUCGAAGGCUUCGUUUUUGAAGUGAUGGCCACAGAUAGCGAAGAACAUACGGACUACCAAGAUGCUGAGGAGGAAGAUGAGAAUGAGAUGGUUCAGAGUUUGGUCCGCCGGUCGGCAGAAGGUGCCGAGGCGCCCACGGAGGUGUCCGGGAAGAAGAAGAAACAGCGGCGGUGUAAGAUGGGAUGCGCAGGUACGCUCCAGGCUUCUCAAGUCCACCUGGCCCAAAGGGAGAUCCAGGAAAAACUGGAAGGCGUGGCCGAAGGGGCUUACAAGGUCCACCUGGCAUACCCGGUGCCCCCGGCUUACCUGGAGAAGUUGGCCCAGCUGGACCAGUGGGACCGGAGGGGGCAAAAGGAGAGGUCGGACCACCAGGGGCGAGGGGUGAACCAGGGGUGCCCAAAACAGAUACGUCCUCCUCAGUUAUCCAUGUGCAAGGUGCGGUUGACUCUGCCAUUUCUGCUGGGGCAAGACAAAACAAAGGAGAAGUCAGACUGGAUGAAAGUAACUGGAAAAAUGCAGUACUGGCAGCAGGCGGUGAACACUGGCGGGUACACACUACACGAUAACGGGGAGAUAGAAGUACACGAGGACGGGUACUACUUCAUCUACAGCCAGGUGUUAUAUUACGACGCCUCAGCCUUCAUGGGCCACUAUGUCAUGGUCAAUGGCAUGAGUUUCUUACGCUGCACCGCGACGACGGUCUCUCCCGAACUCAAGUACAACACGGGCUACGCCGCUGCCGCAAGACGGCUACAGGCCGGAGACAGGGUCUAUGUCAAGAUCGCGUAUCCAAACCGCAUCAUCGACAUGCAUGCAGACAGCACCUACUUUGGGAUGUUCAAGUUUAGCGAUUAGAGAGUCUUUAGAUGAUCAUAUAGAGUUUAGGAAGACUAACUCCUCCUUGCCACUACAGGCUGCAAUUGCUAAGGAACUGAGGAGCAACAAACUUCUGAUCAUAAACAAAUUUGAUAGACAAAGAACAAGGUUUUGUAUAUUUUUUUCUGUUUUGUGGUCUUUAAGUUAAACUUUUGCAUUGUACAUCAUCGUAAAUGAUAAAAUCAAUGAUCACACAAGUCCAAAGUUUUGUUGCUCAAAAGUUGCUCUGCGAUUGCUGUCUUGUGGAAAGAGGGCCUAAGACAAGAUGAAACUCAA